Messenger RNA from Galendromus occidentalis (western predatory mite), 1117 nucleotides. It is a transcript of the gene CycH, whose product is annotated as cyclin H. Gene Ontology annotation, biological process: regulation of transcription by RNA polymerase II; DNA-templated transcription. Gene Ontology annotation, molecular function: cyclin-dependent protein serine/threonine kinase regulator activity. The record is from RefSeq and is a predicted model, not a curated record. NCBI's taxonomy places the organism in Eukaryota, Metazoa, Arthropoda, Arachnida, Mesostigmata, Phytoseiidae. The transcript is spliced from 7 exons. Bases 140 to 1090 code for a protein of 316 amino acids. Gene Ontology annotation, cellular component: transcription factor TFIIK complex.
CUGCCGACCGCGGUUCACCGUCGGUAUACUUCCUCAGGUUGCCUUUCUCUAGGUUCCUUGACGUUCCUGUGGAAGGAGCUUCAGCGUUCCUCGGGAACGGCGUCCUAGCGUUCCGAGGACGUUCCAUGUCAGCGAGAAAAUGUUCUCGUCGUCGACUCAGAAAAAACAUUGGAUGUUCUCCAAUGAGAGAGACUUGGCGAAACUGAGAGAAUCCUCAAACACGAACUACAUACAGAAAAUGAUAGCCAGAGACGGUAAACCGCCGACCGAGGAUGUGUACGACACAUUCCUGUUACCACUCGAAGAGAAGAUGCUGUAUCGGCACUAUGAGUUCCUGCUCCGGGAGUUUUGUAAGAAGUUCACUCCGGCUGUUCCCAAAGCCGUUAUCGGGACGUCUCUGGCAUAUUUUAAACGAUAUUAUCUGAGGAACUCUGUUAUGGAUCUACACCCGAAACAAAUGAUCAUCACCUGCAUGUAUCUAGCUUGUAAAGUGGAGGAGUUCAACAUAUCUAUCACGCAGUUUGUAAAUAACGUGAAAGGCGACAGGGAAAAAGCUCAGGACAUCAUUCUGACGAACGAGCUCCUGCUCAUUCAGCAUCUGCAGUACCACCUGACUGUUCACAACCCGUAUCGAGCCGUGGAAGGUCUCCUGAUCGAUACGAAGACGCGGAUGUCUCACAUCAUCCAGGACGCUGAUAACUUACGACCUCUGAUCGAUGAUUUUCUGGACCGGAUGCUCCUCACCGAUGCCAGUCUGCUCUUUGCGCCAAGCCAGUUGGCGAUGGCGGCUAUUGUUUACGCAGUAAAUAAAGCUCACUUCGAUAGCAACGAAUAUCUGAAUAUAUUAUUCCAAGACGCUCCUCCUGACAAGCUGACCCACGCUCGCAGGAUAUGUAAGGAAAUGCAUCAGAUGAUCAAAGCGAUCGAAAUGCCGGCCAAGGAACAAGUCAAGCAGAUCGAGAAAAAACUGGAGAAAUGCCGAAAUCAGGAUAACAAUCCGGAUUCAGCAGCUUAUAAACGAAAAAUGGAGAUAGACGACGACAACAGCCGUCUCGCGAAGCAGGGUCGGUAUGAGGAUUCGAUGGAAUAAAGCAUCAUGCGAAUUUUCAACCUUUUA